UAGUUUUUGAAAUUUUAUUGGAAAAUCAAUCGAAUGAUGGAAGCGACACUUAGGAAGGAAACUUGUCAAGCAGUUGCUCAAUAUAUUCUAGGAGUCGAAAGUGUUUCUGAGGACGUUUCUAUUGCUAUAAUAGAGGACACUGAGUAUAGAUUGAGACAACUUCUUCAAGAGUCCGUAAAGUUUAUGAGGAAUUCCAAACGUACAAAGCUCUUACCAAAAGAUAUCAACUCUGCUCUUCGUCUUGAGAAUAUGGAGCCUAUAUUUGGAUAUUCAGCUCCUCGAAGAAAACAGUUUCGUGUAGUAAAAAGCUGUCCUGGUUUGUAUGUGUUAGAUGAUGACUUGGUGGAUUUGAAACGAGCUUUAGACGAACCCCUUCCAAAAGCUCCAUUUGAGCCAGCUUUAGAAGCACAUUGGUUGGCAGUGGAGGGUGUCCAACCAGCCAUUUGGCAGAAUCCUCUAAGAGAUCAGUUGAAAGACGCUAAAACCACAAGUGAAUCGGUUCCUGUUGAAGCAUUGAAGCCUUUAAAACACGCAUUGUCCAAAGAGUUUCAGUUGCUGUAUGAUCACGUUAUUUCCAUUUUACGAGACGAAGAUGGUGAGAAGAAGAAAGCUUGUUUAAGAGAACUUGCGAGACAACCUGGGAUACAGCAAUUAGUUCCCUAUUUCACACUGUAUAUUCAUGAAGAAGUGCGCCUCUAUCACAACUUCACCGAACGUCUCUUUUCUGUUAUGCAACUAACGAGAGCCUUGAUAACGAAUCCGAACAUUCACAUUGAACCAUAUUUGCACCAGGUUAUGCCGUCCGUUCUUACCUGUAUUUUAGGUAAAAAGCUUUGUUCUAGUUGGAUGGAUCCUCAUUGGCACCUUCGUGAUUAUUCUUCGAGUGUUUUGGGUUUUAUUUACAAACACUUUGGUCCAAACUAUGCAACAUUGCAGACAAGAGUGACGAAAACCCUCAUAAGUGCUUUGUUGGAUGAGAAACGUCCAUUAAGUACUCGUUAUGGCGCUAUUGUAGGACUUGUGAGUUUGGGUGUUUGCGAAGUGCAAAUUUGUUUGAUGCCUCACUUACCAUAUUUGUCACAACAAACGGAAGCAGAACUGCAUCGUUCUGAUUUGGAAGACGAACGUAAACUUUCGCUGGCAAAGAUUUAUGGAGCUCUCAUAUUAGCUGCUCAUGUUUGUCUUAAGCAGAAUGAAAUGAAAGGUAUCGAUAGCGAAGUUAGUCGGAAUGAAGACAGCGAUGAUUAUCAAGAAACUAAUAUCUACACUAUUCAUAUAGAAACUUGUCGAAGUUUUGAUACGGAAGAGAAGAAUAGAAUAUUAUCUUUUGUACCCAAGUUUGAUUCUCUUGUAGAAGUUUUAUAUGAACAGUUUGGUGAUUCUAUGUUUCCCACGGUCUCGAACUAUUUCUAAGAUGAAUAUAUAUUUGGUAUAUGUGAGACGCAAAAUAAUAUUUUCCUAAAGGUUUUUUAUGUUUUUA
Molecule: messenger RNA, 1480 nt
Organism: Galdieria sulphuraria
Lineage: Eukaryota; Rhodophyta; Bangiophyceae; Galdieriales; Galdieriaceae
Product: transcription initiation factor TFIID subunit D5
Exons: 3
Coding region: 34-1413 (459 amino acids)
Biological process (GO): RNA polymerase II preinitiation complex assembly; transcription initiation at RNA polymerase II promoter
Cellular component (GO): SLIK (SAGA-like) complex; transcription factor TFIID complex; SAGA complex
Molecular function (GO): RNA polymerase II general transcription initiation factor activity; transcription coactivator activity; protein heterodimerization activity
Source: RefSeq, a predicted model, not a curated record